This is a messenger RNA of Chironomus riparius, 1105 nucleotides long. Lineage: Eukaryota; Metazoa; Arthropoda; Insecta; Diptera; Chironomidae. The record is from the annotation of a GenBank genome assembly.
ACGAGAGAGAUUUGAAUGCGAGGAAGCAAAGCGAUGGUAUAAAACAACAUGGAACAGUAUGAACGUUGGCUAUUUUAGUUUGAAUCGUGAUUAGAGUUGGAUCGAAAAGGAUUAGAUCAUUGUGAUAGAAAUAUUUGAAUCCUGUUGCUCAGGAUAUUUUAAUUGUUUGAUGACAUAUUAUCAUUUUGGUGUAAAUUUUGUUCACAAAAAAUAGUUGAUUAAAAGUUUUUAAUAAGUUUUCAAAAUAAUUGAUGACUUGGAAAAUUUAAAAUAAUUUCAUUGAGAUUGAAGCAAGCCAUAGCUGAAUAAGAAAAAAAGAGACAUGUUUACGAACAUUAUUUUGUUAUCACUUUUUACAAUCAUAUAUGGUAUAAAUGGAGAAAGUGGUAACCAAAAUUUAAGAGAACAACAGAAUGCAUAUAAUCUUUUAGAUGUGCCAACACAGCAUGAAGAUUUAAGAUUUUUUAAAACUCCCCGAGCCAUCAGAACACCUUUUAGAAAUACUGAAAUUAUGACAGCUCGAGGAUUCGGGAAACGAAAUGAUGAAAACACACAAUCGAAUUAUGGAAGGGAAAAUGAAAUAGAAAAACAAGACAUGAUUAAUGACUACGGAAUGGCUGAUGAAAAGGUUCAGCGUUCUUUUCUCUAUCCAUAUUUCCAAGAUUUAUUAAAGCUCCCAAAAUUUUCGGAUUCAAGUGUUUCAUCUGCUCCUAUUAAGAAUCAUCGAUUGCAGUUAAGAGACGGUACCUUGAAGUUUCGAUUGAAUGACGGAAAUCUAAGAAUAGGCCGAGGAUUUGGAAAGCGUAGCUUUUUUGUUGACUCACUUGCAGAUGAUAGAAACAGCUAUAAUACUGCAGGACUAUUGAAGGAAAUAUCGCAACUUAACUAUAAAGAGAACAAGGAAGAGACAUAAAAUGAUUAAAAUUUAAAAUUUAUUUAAUUUAUUGGGAUAAAAAUAUGAAUGCAUUUGAAUAAUCAUACUUAUUUCAUUGAAAUUUGUGGCUGGAGAUUAUUUAAUGCAGUCAUUUUUUUAAACAAAAAAAAUGCAUAGAAAAGCAUAUUAAAAUGUUAUUAAAGCAAAACAAUUUAAAAAUAAAAAACAGAA